Messenger RNA from Bombus impatiens (common eastern bumble bee), 11020 nucleotides. RefSeq names its product ecdysone receptor (gene Ecr). Gene Ontology annotation, molecular function: nuclear receptor activity; ecdysone binding; zinc ion binding. Gene Ontology annotation, biological process: negative regulation of transcription by RNA polymerase II; ecdysone receptor signaling pathway; cell differentiation. Bases 2927 to 4684 code for a protein of 585 amino acids. Gene Ontology annotation, cellular component: nucleus. The record is from RefSeq and is a predicted model, not a curated record. The transcript is spliced from 9 exons. Lineage: Eukaryota; Metazoa; Arthropoda; Insecta; Hymenoptera; Apidae.
GGCGCAUAAGCGGCGUCGGGCGCCGCAGUCGCGCGCUUGCACUCUCAGCGGUGAGCGGAGUUUGUAACGUGCGUAAUAGCUCGAAAACGUCUUCUGGUCUGUUUUGUUUGGCCGUGUUCGCGUAUACGGCCACCCGGUGUAUAUAAUAUUCCCCGUAACCCGUGUUUUGUGUCUCUGAACCUGCGAACAAAAAAGAAAAGAAGAAGUAACAAUAUAAUUCAGCUAGAGAAGUGGAUAGACAGAAACACGCGUAUAGAGAGAAAAAGAGCCGUGCACACGCGAGACACGAACCAACGUCGCUCCCCUUUCACCGAUACAUAGAAAACCACGACCACACGGUGAAUGUCGUCGACGGAGAGUGAAACGACGGCGAGAAUAACAUAGCGAAAAAAAAAAAAAGAAAAAAGUAAAUAUCGACGAGGUGGUGCGUCAAAGGGGAACACUCCCUUAAUAGGCAGACGAAAACGACGCGCGGACGUGUGGUGGUUUUCGUCGAGGCGAGGCGAGGCCCACGAUCCCGGUGCUCCUACAUUUUCAUCGUCUUCUAGGAUUUCGUGCAUCGUUUUCUCUUCCGUGGUGUAUUUCACAGACUGAUCCGGAAAAUCAGUGACGUGUGACACACGUGUAUUUGUAAUAACGCAGUGCAAGUGUUUCUCGAUUUGGCGCCUGUGCUCGAGGGGACCGUGUCGCUCGCUGGCCACCGUCGGUUCAUCGUGUACACCUCGUUAUAUGGUGGUGGUAGUUGAGCACCAGUGGGAGGAGGGCGGCAGCGGGGCCCAGGGCGAUGUGGCUAGCAAGUGGGAAAGCUCGAGGAGGUGAUAACGACUUCUGACCUUCCGUGAGAGCGUGUACCGCGACGUAGAGGGCGCCGCCGUCGAUCGUCAAGCGAAAAGGCUCACCAUUCGGAAGAAAACGAGAAGAAAGAGGCGGAAGAAGAAGAAGUGGAAGAAACUGAGUACGAAAACGGCGACGAAAGAAACGAAAAGGGUGGAGAGUGAAAAAGAAAGAGGGAGUAAAAAAGGCGAGCUCUAAAGGGGAGGCAAACAUCAACAGGGAUAGAAAAAUACAGAUACGUGUUUUGGAGAGAGAAGCACGCGAUUAAAACGCCAUAAAAUUUGAAAAAAGAAAACAACAAAAAAUCGAAUUGAAGGGAAGGAAAGAGGGUGGGAAAGAAACGGGGAAACAUUGAGAAAUAAAUUCCUUCCUCGUGGCCAGGUUGAGCACACACAAGACAUUCUCCUUCUGCAGCGGGAUAUCGCUCCUGUACAUUAAAAAAAAAAGAACAAAAAAAAAAAAAUAUAACUUCUACCUUGAGAACAUAUACCUCGUGCGUACAAGUACCUUCAAACAUAACCUCUUUUUCGCAGCGUAAUAGUGCCUAGGCCCCUCCGGAAGAACGCGACUACAAAUAAUAAUAAUAAUACAAAUAAUAAUAAAUAAUAAUAUUAAUAAUUAAUAGCAACGUUAUACAUAUAUUAUAUAUAUAAAUAUAUACAGAGAAAAUAAAAGAUCUAACGAGAGACGAAAGAAGUUUUAACGUUUUAAUCAUAAUCGUCAGUUUCGUUCGUUCGACUUGCAAGUCAUAAACGUACACAAACACACAUAAAACAUAGGCAAACCCAGUGACUAUCUGUAUGUAUACGGACGUGAACGUAUGCAAGAGAGAGAAGAGCGGUCUGUUGAGAUCAAGAUCGGGAUCGAGCAAGUUACGAACCACUUGGUCCAAGGUUGGACAGAAUUUGAAGAGGAAGAAUCGUGGUGGUGCGUCGAUAUAUAGAUCUUAUCAGGAAUAUUCUCGUUGAUAACGGUACCUCUCCCCCUUCGAGCCCCUUAAUCGAUUAAUACGAACCAGGACAGCGAAGUACCUGCAGCAAACACAGAUAUAUUUAUAAGAAUAAUUUAUAUGAUAUAUAUAUAUAUAUUAUAUAAAUAAAUGAGUAUAUAUAAUACAGACACACAAACAGACACCGAUAGUAAUAAAAUAGUAAAAAGCAGCCUGUUGAAAGGCGACAAGUAACAGCUAAGGGCAAAGAGAAUAAUAACGAUAUCGAUAAGAGUAUAUAAUAAUUAAAAAGUAAUAAACGAUAGUUGUUAAGAGGAAAAGAGAGAAGAAGAUCGUACAACAGAGUGUGAGUGCUUAAAUAAUUCUAGAACGCGCUACGGUUAGAGUACUUCUACUUUUCACGGUUAAUCUACUCAGCAAUUGCGGAGCCUGUUCUACAUAUACGAUCAAGAUACCUCAAGACAGCAACGGACGACGAUCCGACUCGACUAGCAUGCACCUGGGCCCGCGGUUCGAGGCGCACUUCAAGAUGCGGUAGAGGAAGUCCCUCGACGAGAGUCCAGAAAGCAAUCGGUGCAACCAAUUCGAGUCUCGUCCUUUGUAACCAGAGCAUAAUCGCGUGCAUAAUAGCAGUUAGAUUAAGAGACUUGGACCCAAGACACGCUCACACCCUACCAAACGUAGGACAAACUUGGGUCUUUCUCUUCCAAUCCCCAUACGAAUCCAAACUCACAGAGCACCCAUCGGCAUCCAGGGGUCAGAACCCAAUUAAUCGAGCCUGGGAGCCUCUGACGACGAAAUCCACUGCCUUUCAAGCCGCCAGGUUAUCGUGAACCCCUUAAACAAGCCAGCCAAACCUCUUCAAACCUCUUCAAACAGCGUCAAAACUCGACAAACCACCUCGAAUUUCAUCAAAACCAUCAGAAAAUUGGGAGAAAGGGUUUACAAAAGCUACUAGAAUCUCCCUAGGGGACUUUGAGAGGCAAGUGAACAGAGGUGAGCAGAGGACCCGUCACGGUGGCCAGCUUAGUGAGCGGCAACGUAGCGGUGCGUUACGAUGAGGCGUCGGGAGUGGUUGGCACGGGGGGUGUCGUGUUGGCAGCCACUUCCAGGUUAGCCACUGCGGAUCCAGCGACGUCCAGCAUGGACACCAGCGACUCCAGCAUGGACACGACUAACGGAGGCUCGAAUACCGGGGUAGCAGGCGUCGGAACGAUCACCUCUGUGGUGGCUGGAGCCGCGUCCCUGACGCUGGUCAAGGCCGAGACGCCUGAACUCCUGGCUGGAACGUCCACGACGUCCUCAUCGGUCGCGGGCCCGGUUACUGCGGCCGGUGGCCUGUUCGCUGGGAUCGCGGCGGGUAACAAAAGCGCCAGACCCGACGACUGGCGCCCAGGUUCGCCGACCGCCACGCUGCAGGGCCAACACGUGGUCUACACGAAUCCUCAGCAACAGUUGACCGAGUCGCAGCAACAGCAACCGCCUCUCGCUCAUUCCAGCCCCUUGGCACAUCAACAGCAGCAGCAGCCCAGUAGCAACAACGGAUACGCCAGCCCUAUGAGCACCAGCAGCUACGAUCCUUACAGUCCCAACAGUAAAAUAGGUAGGGACGAGCUGUCGCAGCCUGGCUCUUUGAACGGUUAUGGAAGCAGUGGUGGCGGAGGUGGUGGAGGCGGAGGGGGCGGUGGAGGUGGCGGCAGCGACGGCUGUGACGCCAGGAAGAAGAAAGGACCGACCCCGAGGCAGCAGGAGGAACUGUGCCUGGUCUGUGGUGACCGUGCCUCCGGUUAUCACUACAACGCACUGACCUGCGAGGGCUGUAAGGGCUUCUUCCGGCGCAGCAUCACCAAGAACGCGGUAUACCAGUGUAAAUACGGGAAUAAUUGCGAGAUCGAUAUGUACAUGCGGCGCAAAUGUCAGGAAUGCAGACUGAAGAAGUGUCUGACAGUGGGUAUGAGGCCUGAGUGUGUCGUGCCUGAAUACCAAUGUGCUGUCAAACGCAAGGAAAAGAAAGCACAGAAGGAGAAGGACAAGCCGAACAGUACAACGAUGAACGGUUCCCCAGGCAGUGGGAUACGCAGCGAUCAGAUGGGAGUGAAGAUUGAACCAGCAGAAGCAGAGUCGUUGUCCACGUCUGGUAGCAGCGGUAUUCUAACGCCGGUCAGCCCCUAUGGCUACGUGAAACCGAUCAGCCCGGAGCAAGAGGAGCUGAUACACAGGCUCGUGUAUUUCCAGAACGAGUACGAACAACCCAGUGAAGAGGAUCUCAAGAGGAUCACUAAUCAGCCCUCAGAAGGAGAAGACAUCAGUGAUUAUAAAUUCAGGCACAUCACCGAGAUCACGAUCCUGACGGUACAGUUGAUCGUUGAGUUCUCGAAGAGGCUACCUGGCUUCGACGAGUUGAUGCGAGAGGAUCAGAUGGCCCUGCUGAAGGCCUGUUCCAGCGAGGUGAUGAUGCUUCGAAUGGCGAGGAAGUACGACGUGCAGACGGACAGCAUAAUAUUCGCCAACAACCAGCCUUAUACCAGGGACAGUUACAACGUGGCAGGCAUGGGCGAGACGAUUGAGGAUUUGUUACACUUCUGCCGGCAGAUGUACGCCAUGAAAGUGAAUAAUGCCGAAUACGCGUUGUUGACUGCCAUUGUCAUAUUCUCAGAGAGACCGAACCUGCUGGAAGGCUGGAAAGUCGAGAAAAUCCAAGAGAUCUACUUGGAGGCGUUGAAGGCUUACGUCGACAACAGACGCAGGCCGAAGUCCGGCACGAUCUUCGCGAAGCUUCUGUCGGUGUUGACCGAACUGCGGACCCUCGGCAACCAGAACAGCGAGAUGUGCUUCAGUUUGAAGUUCAAGAACAAAAAGCUGCCAGUUUUCCUCGCUGAGAUCUGGGACGUGACACCCUAGUUCCCCCGUAGCCGAUCCCCGUCGGCUAACACCGUUGUUGUUUCAUCGCGAGUCCGCGCAGCGUCUGGAGUGAUGAAGCUGACAGAGCACAGCAUCAUCGACAGACGUGGAACGUGGACGUGCAGAACCUCCUGUACUAGUGCACCACCAUGCCACUGCCUGAGUAAUAGACCGCCGGCGUCUUUGAGUAGCACCGGAUCGUUCAGAAUUCGCUUCUCACCUUCUCUACGCUCUGCACCGGCCUCGUGAAGGCUGCAGGAGAGCUAAUUUCGGCAGUGCUAGUUGGAGCUAGAUGCGGAGGAUGAUACAUAAUACAAAAAGUCAGGAAGAAGAAGGCAGUGGCGAGGCACCCAGGCUGUGAUAUGUAGAGACAGUACAGAGACUGUAAUAAGGAGCUACCUACAGUUAUGUUAUUACUAUAUCCUCUACCUGGCUACCCCCGGAAUCGAUAUGUAAAUGUAUAAUGUGUAAUUGUAAUAAGGUAAAGAAGCGGGCGCGUUGUAAGAGCAACCAAGCGAGUACGAGUGUAACCAGAGGAGCUAAGAGACAAGAAUGUGAGAGAGAGUGUGUGUUUAAUUGUAUGCGUGUGCAAUUUUCGGCUGAGAAUGUGACUGAUCACUACGAGAUAAUCACGAUGAUAAACGAUUGAUGAUAGGAUACAAUCGCACUCCUUGUAUUUUCGUGCGAGCAAAUAAGGGUAGAGAGAGACGAGGUAGGCCCGGCCGGCUGUUGAGCAGCGACCUGGCCCGGCCGACACACGAAUCGAGUGCGAUGUAACGAAGAAACAAAAAUAAUGAUGAUGAUGAUGAAAAAUAAUAACAAACCAUACGAUUAUACAUAAUGAUACCAUAGAGUCUAUAUCACAACACAUAGCAUAAUAAUAUAUUGCUAGCAUGUACAUUGUUUAUACGUGGAAAGAAAAGUUCGAAGAGAGAGUGGUGGUUGAAAAGUUGAUCGUUGAGUGAUGAUGGUGGAAACAAUUUUUUCCGCGACGAAUAGGUAUAUAUUCAGAAGACGAGGCUUGGCAUUUGCGCGCGUCCGGGUUUUCUUUUUCGUGAACUGGCAAGAGAAAGGGGCAGGAAAGGAAGGAAGAGAGAAUUAAAAAAUGCGUAGUAGCAAUGUAGGACGUUAAGUAAAGUAAAAGUAAGCGAGGCUAGUUGGUAGUAGGUCGUAGUAAGUCAGUGAAGCUAGGCUAGGUGACCGAGUUCAAGUGCAAAGCCUUGUGCCUUCAGCAGCGGACAUCGGCUCACCGACAAAACGAAAAUAUGAAAUUUAACCGUCCGUUUUAAUUUUUUAAUAAAAAAAAGAUGAAAAAAUCAACAAAAUCAAGCAAAAUAUUAAGUAAAUCUUGUGCAAACGUGGGAGAGAAAGUUAGAGUGAGAGAGUCAAGAGCGAAAGAGAGGGAGUGACUGAGAUGGGAUAAUUAAAUUGCGUUUAGACGGAGAGAAAGAUCAGCAUGUAAGAGUGAGGGAGUAAAUGAACAAAAACAUUGAAGAGAAAAGGGUGAGAGCUGAUUUCGCGAGAAACUGACAGAAAUUGGAAAAAAGGAUCUUUCUAAAGGAGAAACAUGGAACAGGGUCGCGCCAGAUCAGCUGGAGACGGAAUUUGGUUUAAGGGGGUGACGAUACGCUUCGACACGUUGGGUCUACAACAGCCUAGCCAGACCCUGGGACAUACAAUGCUAGCAUAAAAACACACUUUGAUUGCUGAAGGAGGCUGGAUGAAGUAGCACUGAGAAUAAUCAGAGGACAUUCAGCUGGCUCAUACUCGAACCGAGAGUGACAGACACACGUACACACCACGUACACGCGCGCACGCACUUGGUUUCACAGGAGAAUCGGUAAAUUUGAAAAGACACAGCGCAUGCACACAGACACCAAUGUGAGCCACACUGUACACUAAGAUUCUCAAUGUUGUAACACUGUAACUCUAUGCUAUUAACUGAUCGUACGCAGUUGUAAUUUCGUAGUAAGUUAAAUGAGCAAACCAAAAAGAAAAAAAAGCGAAAAAAAAGAUAAAUAACGUGCGUGCAAAAUUUUGUCGAGUCUAGAAGAAAAGAAGAACAGGUGAUCGAACUUGACAGGCGAUUUACGUUUGGCGACGAACAUCUGGAUAAAAGGAUGACGAGAAAAAUGAGACUGGAUACAUAUAGAAGGACACGAGGAAGACUUACUAGUACAUCGUCUAGAGCAAAAAUAGAAACAUCUUAGAGACACAGUGUUUUACUAUUAUACAAUUAUAUGUUGAACGAUGCGAAAAAUACAAGUGGCACGUUACUAUAUCGAGGUAAUAUCGUUUUUCUCCGAUCUGGUCGAUUUGGGGCUCGAGGAGGGUUUCAUGUUCGAUACUCGGGACUAGUUACGUGACCUAAUAAUCACCACCAAUAGUCACGUCCAUUAGGUUACGACAUCCUUGUUGCCUCAGAUCGAACUGACACGGACAGGGACAAUCGACACGUCCCAUCGAAUCUAUGAUGAAAGAUCUACAAAUUAAUGCCGUAAGGCAUACACUGCCACACCGCAGAACAGCGUGAAAAGAACCUAGUGCUGGCUAAAUGCGAGACAGAGCUACUGGAAGCUGAGAAAAAAGAUAUCCAAACCAUCGUCACCAUCGCCCAUCAAUGUGAUUGUUGCUUCUACAUUGAAGUAAUUCACAUUGUUCUUCAAAAUCAAUGAGAUGACACCUUUAGGAACUCGGUCAAUGACUCAGACCAUUGCUGCGAGCCAAAUUUGGAUAUUUGAUUGGAUCUGAAAAUGACCAAUUGGUUAUCAAAUUUGGGAACAAAAGGAUCACGGUCUAUCGGUAUAAUUGGAUGAAGAAAUCUUUAGAACAAGUGGCUCCAGCAAUGAGUAGAGGCUGAGGGGCCUUGUAUAGAAACACCAGACACAUUUGCACACACCUAUACACCGCAUUUGUUGUAUCACGAAAAAACACCAAGUGGUUUUAGACAUCGCCGUUUCUGCUAUAAAGUGAGAAUGUGAUGGGAACAGAAAGAUUUUCUUGAAGUACGAUGACAUUGCCUAUUGUAUACAUCUGUAAAGUAGCUAACAGUCAUUGACUCGUGGUAAGAAGCGUGUUUGAGAAUCCACGGGUCGAUGAUGAAUUAACACGUUCGUUUGGACUCUAGAGUCCUUACAGAGUUAAUAUUUAAGCGUACUGCGACAGCUUAUAAAAUCUACUCCCUUCUGAUUAUCAGUGGAGACCCUGCAAAGAUGUUUCACUGAGUUAAAUCGCCAUUGCUGAAGACUUAUAAAGUCGUUCUCUCAUACGUAAGUGUCGUAUGUAUGUAGACUGAUGUUUAGUUGAGAAUUGGGAUCAACUUCGGUUAGAAUGAUCAAGCUUUGACCAGACUACGUUACUUGUUUCUUGCUAUGAGCUUUUGCCAUUUAUCGAACCUUGCUCAUUAUAGUUUCUUUUUAACCUGUUAAUUGAGAAUUUUUUUGGAUAUAAUGUCUUUAUCUAAUCUUUUAUUUUGAUUUUUUUUUUGCUAUGUAUGGUCCACAAUUAUAUAUUUCAUUUUUUUUUUUUUUUAAUAUAAUUCGGUAUCUUUAUAAAAAUAGUAUGUUUAUUCAGAAUCGUGGUUUGGGUUACAUUUAUACCUUUAAUCUUCCAGCUUUAAAAAACUUGGUGAACAGGUUAAUGGAACAUACUUAGCUACCAACCGUACCUUAAGAAUUUUUCAGACUCUUCUUUCAUGGAACUUGAUUGCUUUCAACAGAGAAAGCAAAGAAAGUAUCCUAACAGAUAAUACCGUUAAAAUUUCAGAGCUUGACCAUUCACAAUCGGAGACAACAAUUGCUCCUUGGACUCCUGGUUCAAUACCAAAGCGAAAAUCGUGCAAUAAAUGAAAUUUGUGGUGAUCAGUUUGCUAGAUGGGAGAACGGCAUGGCGGAAAUUAGAUUCUCAGAAUGGAGAUCCCUGUACCUUGGAGCGCAGAAAAAUCGUCACGGACCGUCGACGGCAGGUCGUCAUCGACACUCUUUCGUUUGUAGCGUCUAGAGUCACCCUCGAAUCCCCGAGGGUCUUCCCCGUUGCGCGAAGAAUCUUCGCCAUGAUUCCCGACACGGUGCCCGUGAAGUUCGCGCGGCAACCGUCAGAUGGCGGCGUUGAGAUAUGCAUCUCGCCUUAGGCGACGUUUUCUCUCAACCGGACGUGUUUGACGUAAAAAGAUCGGGCGGGAAUCAAGGUGAACCGCAUCCUUCGGCGAAUCAGAAACCGGUCACACGUUACUCCGUGUGUAAGUGUGAGCUGAGAAGUGAAAAGAGAGAAAGAUAGAAUAAAAGAGUCAGAAUGCAAGGGAGUAUGAGUGGAGGGGCGACGAGCGAAGAAGAGAGGACACACACAGGUACACACACAUACAGAGCAACACAACCGUGCACAUACACGCGUAUACACACACAUACACAUACACACACAUACACAUACAGAACACUUUGAACGAAAGAAAAACUAGAUGCAAUUCUACGAUCACUGCCAAGGGCGUUAACCGUCGACGUCGAUUUCUCAUUGUCUGAAUGUGUCGUAGUUGUCGUUUUUCUCGAACGCUGCUGCAAAAUGGUUCAACAAAGUAGUCAUGACAGAGUGGAGAAAAAUUGGAGGAUUAAGAACAAAGGGGAGACACACUACUACUACCACGCGCGUCAUUUGGCGACAUCUAGAGAUAUUAUAAGCGAUUAACGAAAACGAGAUAAUGAAAAAUGCAAAAAAUAUAUAUGUAUAUAUUACGUUACAUACAUCUAUAUAUUAUAUAGCGCGUUCGCUCGAGUUUUCUGACGAUGUACGAGCGAACGAUUUGUUCAUGAUACUGCCAAGCGUAGAUUCGAGUUUCUGUGUUUUUUAAGGGACAAACUAUAAUACUCCUUUUAAAUGUGUCGAGCCACACUUAUACUCCACACCAGCACGUAUGCGCGCGCACACGGCACACAUACAGAGACACACAUACACCCUACACUAGAAAGAUUACACACGCUGAUUAUGUACCAUAUGUAUGCGCAUCGUGCCGCAAUCUCUCUUGUCUGUCUGUUUAUCCAACCGAGCACCCUGAUCUGUCCGUUUCUCCUCCUAGGUGUCCCUUUUGCCUGUCCCUACACAUAUGUAGAUGUUUGUAGAAUAUUCCUGAUUUUGGAUCGUGAUCACGGUGACUGAUGGAAGGAAUGAGUUGAGAAAUUAUGUCAAGGUUUUAUUUGAUUAUUCAUUGGAAAUAGCUGUAAUUUGAAUAAUGAAUUUUUCAAAUUAGGAAAAUAAUUGGUAAUAAUUGCUAUCGUAUAGCAAUUAGUAAUUAGUAAAGUGGUUACGCACUGAGUUUUUAAAAAAUACGCAAUUUUGCUAAGUAGCAGAAGUAGGUAGGUUUAUUGUAUGGUAAUAUUGGCAUUGAAUUUUAAUUUUAAUUUUUCACAGAUUUUUUUUUUGUAACGUUAGUGUAUAUUAAUAAGGAGAAUGUUCCUUAAGAAAGUCUAAAAAUCUGUGCAAUGGAAAAAUGUGCAAUGUGAAAAUCUGCAGAAUCUAAAAGUUGUUAAAUCUAGGUUAUAUUGCGAAAGUCUAGAAAUUUAUAAAUCUAUGAAGUCUGUCAAAUCUGAAAAGUCGGAAAAUAUAUAAAUAACGGUUUCAUAGACCACAUUUGUUACAAGUACAAAACAAAGAAACAGUGGAGAAUAAAUACAAUCUCCAUGAUCUUUCUAACCAUAAAGUUCGCUUGUCAGCGAAAUUGAAGUUCUAGUAAGAAAGCGCCCGGCGUGUCCUUCUAACCUCCACCAUGAACACCACGUGUUCGGUUGGGGGCAAUCAGUCACCAUGAAUUCGUAACUUGAUACUUGUACGUGAGAUGUGAAACGACUCUGUACAGUCCUUGUUCGUAAUUAGCCGACAGACGGUUGAGAUACGGUAUUUUCUUAUUGGAGGCAACGUUCGGCCCUGCGAGAGAAAGCGAGAGUAUGAGUGUAAGAGAGCGAGAACGAGAGUGUAAGAGUGCCACAGUGAGGAAGGUUCUUGUUAUUAAUCGCGAAGAUUAAGAGAGAGAGAGAGAGAGAGAGAGAGAGUCGUUCUAAUUUAUUGGAAGCUGUAGAAAAACGAUGAGAAAUGAAGAAACGGAGGAAGCUUAUAAGCUGAAGAUUAUUAUAAAUAAAGUUAAAUGAUUAUACUUUGUUAUGGUAGUUUGAUGCAUUAUUUUUCUGGGUUUGAUAAUAACGUCGACGGCAACAAUAUUCUCCGCCAUCUUUUUUUUCUGUUCUCAUCCGUGGAAUAAUACGAUUUAUAUUGUACAUAAUUGUUAUUUGUAAAACGAGAGAAUGUGAAAGAGGCAGAGAGAAAUGUAAGGAGCCCUGAGAAUUUUUAUCGAAA